GAAGUGUUGCGUCGGGUUUGUGGUCCUCCAGCAGCUGAUAAACCCGCUAACUUUACGGCCCGUUUGGCAGCGGAGAGUCUUUUAUUCUGAAGGCUGUGACCGGAUAUCGACGUGUUUGCUCCGGCGCGCUUGACGUCAGCCGCUCCUGUCCGUACGGCGGCUCAGAGGGUUCAGUCCGCGCCGCGCCGCCCCGCCGCUCCUGCUGACGAUGGGAGACGUUCUCUGCGAAGAGCUCGAGGAUUUAGUUCAUUUCUCAGUGACCGACCUGCCGGCACGAGGCUAUGUCGUCAUGGAGGAGAUCCGACGUCAGGGAAAACUCUGUGAUGUCACGCUCAAGGUUGGGGAUCAUAAGUUCAGCGCCCACCGGAUCGUUCUGGCGGCCUCCAUCCCGUACUUUCACGCCAUGUUCACCAACGACAUGGUGGAGUGUAAACAGGACGAGAUCCUGAUGCACGGCAUGGACCCCAGCGCUCUGGAGGCUCUGAUAAACUUUGCGUACAGCGGCCAUGUUGCCAUCGACCAGCAGAACGUCCAGUCUCUUCUGAUUGGCUCGAGCUUCCUGCAGCUGCAGAACGUUAAGGACGCCUGCUGCUCCUUCCUGCAGGAGAGGUUACAUCCCAAGAACUGCCUGGGUGUGCGUCAGUUCGCAGAGACCAUGAUGUGCACGACUCUGUACGACUCGGCCAGCAGCUUCCUCCACCAGCACUUCGUAGAGGUUUCUGUGUCCGAGGAGUUUCUGGGUCUGAGGACGGAGGAGGUGCUGGAGCUGGUCGGCUGUGACGAACUCAACAUCAAAGCGGAGGAACAGGUGUAUGAGGCGGUGCUGGCCUGGGUUCAUCACGACCGAGACCAGAGGGAGUCUCUGCUGCCGGAGCUGCUGUCAAAGAUCAGACUUCCUCUGUGUCGACCUCAGUUCCUGUCAGACCGAGUCCAGCAGGACGAACUUGUACGCUGCUGCCAUAAAUGCAGAGAUCUGGUGGAUGAAGCCAAAGAUUUCCACCUGAUGCCGGAGCGUCGUCCUCACCUGCCCGCCUUCAAGACCAGGCAGAGGUGCUGCACGUCCAUCACGGGACUCAUCUAUGCUGUGGGAGGACUCAACAGCUCAGGUGACUCCUUAAAUGUGGUCGAAGUGUUCGAUCCGAUUGGGAACUUCUGGGAGCGCUGUCAGCCAAUGAGGACGGCUCGCAGCAGAGUGGGCGUGGCCGUCGUUAACGGGCUGCUGUACGCCAUUGGUGGAUACGAUGGCCAAUCACGGCUCAGCACGGUGGAGGUUUACAACCCAGAGACGGACAGCUGGACACGCGUGUCGAGCAUGAACAGCCAGCGCAGCGCCAUGGGAACAGUUGUGAUUGACGGACACAUCUACGUGUGCGGCGGCUACGACGGAAAAUCAUCGCUGAACUCGGUGGAGUGUUACUCUCCAGAGACCGACAGGUGGACGGUGGUGACGGAGAUGAGCGCGAGUCGCAGCGCUGCCGGGGUGACGGUGUUUGACGGACGCAUCUUUGUCUCCGGCGGCCAUGACGGUUUACAGAUCUUCAACACGGUGGAGUACUACAACCACCACACUAACCGCUGGCACCCGGCGGCGGCCAUGAUGAACAAGCGCUGUCGUCACGGGGCGGCGGCUCUCGGCAGUCACAUGUACGUGGCGGGGGGGUACGACGGCUCGGGCUUCCUGAGCGGGGCGGAGGUGUUCGGCUCGGCGUCGGGUCAGUGGAGCCUCCUGGUGGCCAUGAACACGCGGCGCAGCAGAGUGUCGCUGGUUUCUACGUCGGGGCGUCUGUACGCGGUGGGCGGCUACGACGGACAGUCCAACCUCAGCUCCGUGGAGAUGUACAACCCCGACACCAACCGCUGGACCUUCAUGGCCCCCAUGGUCUGCCACGAGGGGGGGGUCGGGGUCGGCUGCGUCCCGCUGCAGCCCGCCUAAAGCCUCGUUCAGAGGCCGAGGAUUGAUGUGUUACUGACGGCAGCAGGCGGGGAGGCGGCGCCCUCCGCUGGCGCUCACUGAGCUUUAUCGGUACGACGGCCGGGCUCAGACCUGCACGCUGACGCCAGGUCGAGCUAGCCCGCCGAGGCUAGCUGCUAGCAUUGUGCUAUUAGUGAGCGUGUGGACUGAUUAAUAUUAAAUAUUGAUUUUAUACUUGAUUGAAACGACCAACAGGAAGCUGACUUGAAACAGGACGACUGCUCGGAUCCGUUUCUGUGGCCGAGGUCACCGGACUGUUUUAUUGAUCGGCUGACGGACAGGAAGUGGAGCUGCAGGCACGUGAAACGACCAAACAGAGUGCGAUAUCUGCCAGCGCCCCCUACAGGCUGACGAUGUACCUGUUCUGCCUGUAGGGGAGGGGGGCGGACUUUAACAUCACCUGCUCUGGUCAGUGACUGUAAUCUGUAUGUGCCCCCCCCCAUAAUAAUUAUUGUAAAGUAAAAAUUGUUUCUCUGUGAAAUUUGACUUUUGUAUGAAAAUUGAGGAAGUGAAAAAUGUUGUUGCUAAUCUGAUAGAUGCUAACAUGCUAACACCAACAUACCGGCCUGUUUGGGAGCCAAUCAGACGGCAGAAACAAUUAAAGCCAUGAGGAGAGCGAGGCCCCGUCACAGCUGGUCAGCUGGUCUGCUGUGAUGUCAGCUGCAGGUCGGUGCUGCUGGUCUCUACAGACACGUCUGUUAGCCCGUAGCCGUCUGUUAGCCGUCUGUUAGCCCGUCUGUGUCCACAUGCAGUCAGACUGUCCCAUCAGAGCAGCCGAACCAGCAGUCAGCAGCUCCUGUCUGCAGUGGACCCGUGGACGGACAGACAGCUGUCUCUGGAUCACUGUGAGACUGAAGGAAACUUAGAAACAGCAGGAUUCUCAGGCAGGUUCUGCAGGAAGUGCGAGUCGCACUGAACGAUUCAAUGUGUUUCAUGUCUGAGUUCAGGUCUGACGGAGUUAGGACUCUGAGGAGGAGGUUUCUGACUCAGAUCCACCUGCUGCAGUACCGUCGCCUCCCCUUCAGCUCUGCGGCGCCCCCCCUGAGGAGGCUUUGGUCUUUGUCCUGCUGAGCGUCUGUCACAGACCAGGUCCUCCCCUGUGAAGUUCACGCUGAAUGGGGCUGAACAGCAGCGGAGAUAAACAUGUUUGUCCUGCGGGGGGCGCUAGAGGAAAGACGUCCUCUGAGGAGCAGGAAGUGACGCCCCCUUGUGUUCUCGUUAAAUAACGAAGACUUAUGAUUAUUCAUUUCGUCUUACUGAUUUGAUGUUGAGUCGUCGAGGCGCCACGUGGACCUCCACGAGUUUUCCAGGUGACUGAGAUUCACCUGAGUAACUCAGUGAAUGUUAAUUAAUAUGGUGUUCAAACAAUCCAAAUCUAUUAAAUAUGUAUUAAACCGUAAUUAAUAAUUACUGUUAUAUAAACAGUAUAUGUCAUUAUUAUUAUUAUUGAUUUACUAAUGUUUUGGAUUUGCAUCAUUUAAAAAGAAUAUGAGUAUGAGAAUUGAGUUAUAUAGUUCUCACUGGAAACUUUCCAGAGCUUUCAGCUGCUUCUUGUGGUCUUCCUCAGCAGAUUGAUUUUGUCAUGGAGACGGUUCAGUCGUUAUCAUGUGACCUAAUUCUGGAAUAUGAUGAAGGCCAUGACGCGCGGCUGACAGCAGUCGGUUGUUUCCGAGGUGGAGGGUAAAUCUGAAAGCUCGGCGUUGCGUGUUAAUAAAGUUAAUAUUCGAUCGUUUUAUUGAACGGAUGUUAUGGAGUUGGCCCUCUCCAGCCUCCACCACUGUUAUUUUUAUUGAUUAAUUUAUGAUUGAUUCAGUGUUUUCCUGAGAGGUUUGUGGAUCAUUAAAGAGGCUGCUGUUUCCUGA
Siniperca chuatsi (mandarin fish) is the source of this 3834-nucleotide messenger RNA. It is a transcript of the gene klhl18, whose product is annotated as kelch-like family member 18. Bases 209 to 1933 code for a protein of 574 amino acids. Gene Ontology annotation, molecular function: protein binding. Lineage: Eukaryota; Metazoa; Chordata; Actinopteri; Centrarchiformes; Sinipercidae. The record is from RefSeq and is a predicted model, not a curated record. The transcript is spliced from 10 exons.